AUGGGUCCUCAAGAAUCUGAGACUGGCAGUGAUAAGUUCAGACUCCUUGUGAAACUUUCUUCAAACACUCCUGUCUUUGGCUGCAGAAUGUUCCCUAUCGUUCGUGUGAGUAGGCACCAAUCUUUCCUUCAACUUGAAGUCCCGCCUCACGAGCUCACUUUCUCAUGGUACCGAGAGCAGACUAGCUCUUCUUUUGACCGGGACAAGGUUCGCUGUUCUGUCCAUCUUGACAUGUUGGCCAAAAUGCAGUGCGAGGAAUGUGUAAAACUGAAUUUAUCUGUCAAGGGAAGUUACCAUUGCUCGAAUAGUUGUUAUGUGGAUGCAUGGGAAAAGCACAAGGUGUACCAUCGUUAUGCAGCUGAAACUGUUAGUGAGACUUUGAGUAACAAUCAACAAGAAGUAAGAAAUUUCAAGAGUUAUGGGCCUGAUAAAUAUUGGCCGGAGUCUGACUUUGUUGUGGGUUCAUCCUCUGAUAAGAAUGAAAAGGUGAUGGAACCGGACGGGAAAAUUUGGAUUAAAGUUGGAUCUUCGAAGUCUUAUGCACCUACAGAGCAUGAUAUUGGACACCGUCUGAGACUGGAAUGUGCAGCUGUUGAUUGUUCAAUGGGUACUAAUAUCACCCCAGUAAACAUCACAGUGACAGAUCCUGUGAUUUAUCCUCCUGCUCAUCCGCCUCGUUCUACAAUUAAAUGCGUCUGGAAAUCUUGGAACUCUGGUCUGGAAGCACACUCUUCCAGUGAUUUGACAUUUAGUGUGCUCUCCUAUAAUAUCCUUGCUGGUAUUUAUGCUACUGGUAAUAGGUACAGCUACUGCCCAGAGUGGGCUCUGUCAUGGGAAUACCGUAUGCAAAAUAUAAUUAAUGAGAUCAUUGAAUAUGACGCAGAUAUCCUAUGUCUUCAGGAGGUACAGAGAGACCAUUUUGAGGAUUUACUCAAACCUGCAUUGGCAAAAUGUGGAUACUCAGUUCUAUACAAGACGAAAACCAAAGAGGUGUAUACGCCUAACCAAUAUACAAUUGAUGGUUGUGCUACAUUUUACCGGCGUGAUAAAUUCAAAGAAAUUGUGAAAUAUGAGCUUGAGUAUGAUAAAUCAGCAUUGCCAUUUGUAGAAGCAUUGGAACCUGAACUGAAAAAGGAUGGUCGCUUUCGUCUGUUGAAGGACAAUGUUGCACUUGUCGUUAUAUUAGAAAGAGUUAAAAAUGAGGGAUCCUUCGAUGGCAAUCAACCUAGAAUUUGUGUGGCCAAUACCCAUAUACAUGCAAGUGAAAAAUUUCCAGAUGUAAAAUGGUUUCAGGUUGUGAGCCUCAUCGAUGGACUUGGGACAAUUGCCAACUCGAAAAUUCCUCUAUUGAUUUGUGGAGACUUGAACUCUCUUCCUCUGAGUAAUCCUCAUAGUUUCAUAAGUAAGGGGAUACUUCAGAGUGUUCCCAACAAGGAAACCGAUCCGUUAGGGGUAUAUCAGUAUCUCCGGCCUUGUCCUAUAUAUAAGCUGAAAAGUGCAUAUGCAUGUUUUUUUCAGUCAGAUGGUAUUGAGGAGCAACAACGAAGGAAGAUGGAUUCUGAAACCAUGGAGCCUAUAUUCACCAAUUUCACAUCAGAAUUCACAGGAACUCUGGAUUAUAUCUUCUUCACAGUUAAUAGUUUGAGGCUUGAAAGUGUACUGGAGCUUCUUGACAAGGAAGCCUUAGGUUCUGGUCUUCCAUCUCCUCAAUGGUCAUCAGACCAUAUUGCCCUCAUGGGAAGUUUUACUUUUACCCUUGAACGAAGCUCUUACCAGGGUCAGCGCUUACUACCAUGUCUGCCCAGUCCAUGGAGAACAGCAACUGCACAGUAA
Molecule: messenger RNA, 1833 nt
Organism: Prunus mume (Japanese apricot)
Lineage: Eukaryota; Viridiplantae; Streptophyta; Magnoliopsida; Rosales; Rosaceae
Product: carbon catabolite repressor protein 4 homolog 1-like
Molecular function (GO): 3'-5'-RNA exonuclease activity
Source: RefSeq, a predicted model, not a curated record